AUGUUCUAUAUUUAUCAACAAACCCAAUUUCACGUGCCGUUGAUAGAGCUGUAUGUUGAGUUUGAACAGCAUACGGGGUUAGACACAGUUGGCAAGGAGGUCAAUGUUGAUGAGCUCGGGGAUAUAGAUUGGGAAAAAGAUAAUAACGACAGUGAAGGCAAUGUUGCAGCGAAAGAUGGUGAGUUUAGUAUCAUAAUAGAAUUUGGUUCUAGAGAGUCUGUGAUAUCUACAAUCAAAAGCUACACUAUCUCUAGAGAAGUUGUGAUACGUGCUUCAAAUGUUCGAGAUAUGAAGAGUUCAAUUGAUUACACUGUGUAUGAGUCUGAGCCACAAAUAUUCUAUGCAAAAUGCAAGGAAUAUGGUGCAUGGUACGAUUGGCUUAUCCGGGCUAGCUUGAUUCGAAAGAAAGAUUGUUGGGAGAUCAGGAGAUACAAUGGUAAACACAUGUGCACCACGGGGACGAUUUCACAAAAUCAUGCCAAGUUGGACUCAGACACAAUUACAGAUGCUAUUAAGCCGUUGGUUGAAGCAAACUCGUUGAUAAAGGUGAAGUCUAUUAUUGCAAAAGUUCAAUCCAAGUUCAACAACACUACUCUACCAGUAUGGUUGAAAGCAAUGACUGCAAAGAUGCCAAAGUCUCGUGUUCAAAUAAAAUACUCUCCGUUUAUCGUUGAUGGCACACACCUAUAUAAAAAAUAUAAAGAUUCAUUUUUAGUUGCGGUGGCACAAGAUGGGAACCAAAACAUUGUGCCUAUUGCAUUUGCGAUAGUUGAGGGUGAGACGACAGACGCGUGGGAGUUUUUCCUAACUAAUCUGCGAAGAUAUGUUGUUACCAUUGAUGGCGUCGGCAUUAUUUCUGACCGCCAUAACUCCAUCGACACAACAAUAGGUCGCAGUAUGAUGAGCUGA
Messenger RNA from Arachis stenosperma, 909 nucleotides. RefSeq lists its product as uncharacterized. NCBI's taxonomy places the organism in Eukaryota, Viridiplantae, Streptophyta, Magnoliopsida, Fabales, Fabaceae. The transcript has 5 exons. The coding region runs from base 1 to 909 and encodes 302 amino acids. The record is from RefSeq and is a predicted model, not a curated record.